Messenger RNA from Pangasianodon hypophthalmus (striped catfish), 4383 nucleotides. RefSeq names its product bone morphogenetic protein 8a (gene bmp8a). The record is from RefSeq and is a predicted model, not a curated record. Gene Ontology annotation, cellular component: extracellular region. The transcript is spliced from 7 exons. Lineage: Eukaryota; Metazoa; Chordata; Actinopteri; Siluriformes; Pangasiidae. Bases 2920 to 4299 code for a protein of 459 amino acids. Gene Ontology annotation, biological process: SMAD protein signal transduction. Gene Ontology annotation, molecular function: growth factor activity; cytokine activity.
GAAAAACUGCAGAAAAACUAAAAGAGCAAUAAUUUUUUUUUUUUUUGGUUACUGAAGUUAAAGUUAAGGUUAGAUUUAAGUGUCAAUGGAAGGUUCUCACAUGUAUAUAAAAGUGUGUGUGUGUGUGUGUGUGUGCGCUCAGACCUCGACAUACACAGGAAAUUUCAUGAUAAUUAUAAGCAGGGAGUAAUUACUUUUCCAGAGAGAUAAAGGUGGCCAAUUAAAUCUUCAAACAGGAUGGGUUUACGUAGAUCAUAUCCACGCAAUUACUAAACAGUUUCAAAGGAGCUCCACACUACAGAACAUAAAGAACCUUUGUUUUUGAUGUGUGUGUAAGUCCUUGGUGUGUGUGUGUCUGUUUAUAUUGGACUGUAUAUAGGUUCGGUGGUUGGAUGGAGCGGAUGGGGUUAGGGAGGGGUGGUGCUUCAUGCUGCACACACACUGCAGCUGUGUGUCUGGGGUUAUGUACAAAUAUUUAAACCCACUCACAUCCUUUCCCUCCAAAUGGUCUCCUCAGCACCCAGAGCAGCUUCUGUGGCAUGUCACACUACUUCACCUCAGUCACGUCUUCAGACUGUCUUCAGAAGUCCCCCGUUCCUGUGGUGUACCAUACACCACAGCAGGGAAUGCACUGCUGCAUGCGAUGGACAGCAUUAAAGAAAGUGAGGGGUUUUAAAGUGACUUUAAACUUCAGUUUUAUUUCUGUUUAAAAAUAAGAAAAGAAAACAUUCAUACACUCCUAAAAAACGGACUCCAUUUAGCACCCUUAAGGAUUCCUUGACUUAAUAAAUAAAUGAACUAUCUAUCUAUCUAUCUAUCUAUCUGUCUAUCUGUCUGUCUGUCUGUCUAACUAACUAACAGGGACAAUAUGCACGGCACAGUGGCAGGGCAGGUAGUGUUGCAGCCUCACAGCUCCAAGUUUUAAUCCUGAGCUCAGGUUACUGUCUGUGGAGUUUCAGUGUAUGUUCUCCCCAUGUAUGUGUGGGUUUCCUUUGGGUUCUCUGGUUUCUUCCUGCUUCCCAAAAACAUGCCAGUAAGUGGACUGGCCUAGGUGUGAAUGAGUGUGUGAUUGUGUGUGGGCAUGGUGCCCUGUGAUGGGCUCCAGGGUGUAUUCCUGCUUCACGCCCAGUGUUACCAGGAUAGGCUCCAGAUCCCCCAUCACCCUGACCAGGAUAAAGUGGCUACUGAAUGUGAGUGAGUGAAUGUGAGUGAGUGAAUGUAAGUGAGUUAAUUGACAUCAGUAUUCACAAUGUAAAUGUGUCAGAUUUGCCCAACUGCCUAAUUUUCAACUGCUGUACCUGGGCAGGUUGAUGUUAUUAAAAAAAUAAAUAGGACACAGAACAGGUAGGAAAGGAAAUAAAAUAAACAACAAAACAACCUUAAAAGAACACAGUUAUGUAUAAAGCACCAGACACACCAAAAACACGAUGAUACAAGCUUGACACUAAUUUAUGUGAGCAUUGUUAACAUUUUAUAUAACUAAACAUAAUGUUUGCACUCCUGACUUUCCAGCAACCAUAUUUAAUUUUUUUCUAGAAUAAGCCAGUGGUUUUCAAGUCUCUUAAAUCAGCUGGAAGUUCAUUCCUUGGCUUGUCUGUAUGGGGAAGCCCUUGAAGGCUUCAUGUAGAAACCUGUAACAAUGCAGUUUCCCUUUUGGAAACGUUUUCAAUUUGAACUGCGUUUAAACAGAUGGAACCACUAAACAUCUAAUGAAAUCACAUAUCCAUUUCAUUUUUGUCAGAUUAUUGGAAAUAUACUCUCUGAAAUCAAAUCUAGUUUUGAUAUAAACUUUUCAGUAUAAAUAUGGACUUUUGUCCAAGUCACCUUUUGCAUCCUCGCGUGACUGGACAAAUUUUGGGUGUGUGAAAGAUGAAAUAGAUGAUAUAGUCAAUGGAGGAAGCACAGUAGUGGCAGAGAGAGGGAGGAGGAUUCAGUCAUUUGGGACACUCCCUCACUACAUCUUGCGACGAGAAGGAAGUCUCAUAUUCAGAUUACAUAUUCAGUGCAAAAGGCCAGAGACUGUCAUUGCUGUACUUCUGUUUUAAGAGUCAGUGCCUGCAGGUGUGGUUUGUGUGUGGUUUUGGUGAAAGGGAAUUGGUCUAAAAAAAAUGCAAAGGUGAAUUCAUCUUCCUCAAAAGGACACUUCAGGAAGCAUGGACAGUUUAUACUGUGGAUUACAACCCAAAGGCAAAGGAAAGCUGGUGAGAACUUGUCCAUCUAUGAAAUAUUUCUGAUUUUUUUGGAUCUGAUUUCUUUCUUUGGAGUUCAUUGGAUCUUAUUGGAUCAAGCUGUAACUCGUCUGGAGAAAGGGCAGGUGUUGUGUUUCACUGUGGGCUCUUUGAAGACUUUCUGGUGCGUCAUUAGAGCUGCUUUAUUUAUUUACUGUACCCUUAGACAUUAACUUCCCAUUUUGCCCCUGUCUUUACUCAGCACCUGCUCUUUACUUAGCGUUAUUCUGGCUUUUCUAAAGUCGUACUUCAAAGGAGUGGAAAGUCUUAAGAAACUGUUUGGUUUCCUUUAAGCUGCUUCUACCCUGCCAGAACUUAUUGCUCCUGCUGUGGUGUGUUUCACCGUCACGCUCCAUAAGUAAACAGAAGAUAUUACAUGUGAGCGAGAGGAACACGGGUUUAUUCUGGUGAUAACAGUCAAGAGAAAGGACACACAGACAAGAGGGUAGAAAAGAUAUGCUGACGGGGGGAAAGUAACUUUGAUCGCUCUUGAAGAACUCACAUGAGGACUGUUACACUUGAACACAAGUGAAUGAAUUCAAGGACAGCUUGUCUUGCUGAGACAUUUAAACAGCCGUGUGGGCUGAAGCUGUCUAAAACAAAGCUGUCUAAGUACAUUCAAUUUUCAAGAGUCUAAAUUUUAGCAGGAGGUAAAUAAUUCCUCCUAAUAAAUAAAUAAAUAUCACCACCAAUGGAUGACCAGACUAUUAUCCAGGACAGUGUAGUUGCAGGAAGUUGGGCGCUCCUGGUCCACUAUGUGUCCCCACACCAUGGCAGAAGGAGGACUGCUAGUUGUGGGAACAGAAUCGCAGGUGGAAGGUGGCUCUCAAUCUUGACCAUCAUUCUCCCUCUAUGCAUGUUUGUGUGUGUCUGUGGGCAAAUGGAGGGGAUGGUGCACUCGAGCUUCCGCAGGCUAAGUGGCCGUGAGAAGAAGGAGAUGCAAAAGGAGAUUUUGUCCAUCCUGGGACUCCCAGGACGGCCUCGUCCACACCCGCCUCUGCGUCCUCCUUCAUCUGCUCCACUCUUCAUGCUGGACCUGUACCAUGCUGUGUCAGCCGAGGGAGACGAAGGCCCAGGUGUGGGCUUCAUCCCUGAAAGUGUCAGUCAUCCUGCAUUGCCUACCCUAAGCACACACGCAGCACCACUUGGCACAGUGGUCAGUGAGGCAGACACCGUCAUGAGCUUUGUCAACCUGGUGGAGCAUGAGAGAGAUCUACUCCAGCCUCGGCCCUACUGGAAGGAGUUUCGUUUUGAUCUGACGCCGCUUCCUCAAGGAGAGACAGUCACUGCUGCAGAGUUCCGCAUCUAUAAAACCCUGACUAUGGGUCAGAGAGCUAACCGUACCCUCCAUAUCUCCGUCUAUGAGAUCCAGAGGGAAAAAAGAUACAGGGAACCUGAGCUAGUAUUGCUGGACAUGCAAUCAGUUCCAGCAGGGCAGGAGGGCUGGCUGGCCUUCGAUGUAACAACUGCCAGCAACCACUGGCUCCUGCAACCACGAAGCAACCUGGGCAUCCGACUGUAUGUGGAAACGGAGGAUGACCGCUCAUUAUCCGCUGGCUGGGUGGGUUUGGUGGGCCGCAGAGGACCGCGUUCCAAACAGCCUUUCAUGGUGACAUUCUUCAGAGCAAGCCAGGCCCCCUGCCGCCCACCUCGCGCUCUCAGACACAACACACAGCGCAGGAAAAAACACAAAAAUGAUCUGCCUCACCCAAACAGACCAGGUUUAUUUGACCAAGCUCCUGUGAGUAAUGGGCGACAAGCAUGUAAGAAGCAUGAGUUAUAUGUCAGCUUCAGUGACCUGGGUUGGAAGGAUUGGGUUUUGGCUCCUCCAGGUUACUCGGCAUAUUACUGCGACGGGGAAUGUGACUAUCCUCUUGGUUCCUGUAUGAAUGCUACUAAUCAUGCCUUGAUCCAGCUUGUGGUUCACCUUAUAAAACCUGACGAGGUCCCCAAGGCCUGCUGUGCACCAACCAAACUCAGCCCCAUCUCUGUGCUAUUCUACGAUGACAACAACAACGUCAUACUCAAGAAACAUCGAAACAUGGUGGUUAAGACUUGUGGCUGCCUAUAAACAUGUGUCUCUGUCUUAUUUAGUGGUGCCAGUCUGCCACUGUCCCCUACUGCACUAUUUCUAGCAAACAAAAUUAUUGUUUCA